Striga hermonthica is the source of this 1101-nucleotide messenger RNA. Lineage: Eukaryota; Viridiplantae; Streptophyta; Magnoliopsida; Lamiales; Orobanchaceae. The record is from the annotation of a GenBank genome assembly.
AUGGUCGGGAUGGGUCAAAAGGAUGCUUAUGUAGGUGAAGAGGCCGAGAGUAAAAGAGGCAUCCUCAGACUAAAGUACCCGAUCGAGCACGGCAUAGUCACCAAUUGGGAUGCCAUGGAGAAGGUUUGGCACUACGCUUUCCACAACGAGCUCCGUGUUUCUCCCGAGGACCACCCCAUUCUCCUCACGGAGGCACCUCUCAACCCGAAGGCGAACCGAAAGAAAAUGACUGAGAUCAUGUUCGAGACCUUCAGUUUUCCGGCUAUGUAUGUUGCUAUUCAACCCGUGCUUUCACUGUACGCCAGUGGGCGUAAAACCGGCAUAGUUCUCGAUUCAGGCUUUGGAAGCAGCCACGCGGUCCCGAUUUACGAGGGCUACGCCCUUCCCCACGCCAUUUUGCGUCUGGGCCUCGCCGGCCUCGACCUCACUCUCUCUCUCGUCAUGAUCUUUACCGAGAGAGGCUACAUGUUCACACACAAUAUCCCACAGGAAAUCAUGAUUGAUGUAAAAGAGAAGCUUGCCUACGUGGCACUCAACUUCGAACGGGAGUUGGAAAAAAAUGCCAAAGACAUCUCGGCGGUCGAACAGAACUACGAGCUGCCCGACGGGCAGUUCAUCACCAUAGGGUCCGAGAGGUUCCGCUGCGCGGAGCCCCUCUUCCGGCCGUCACUGAACGGGAUGGAAGCUGCCGGGAUUCACGAGAUGAUUCAUAAUUCUAUCGUGAAGUGUGACGUGGAUAUAAGGAAGGAUCUUUACGGGAAUAUCAUGCUCAGUGGCGGGUCCACCAUGUUCCCGGGCAUUGCCGAACGUAUGAGCAAAGAGAUAACUGCUCUUGCUCCCAGCGGUACGAAGGGAGCCACAGAGUACAAACAGCGGCUUGUGCGGAGUAGCGGAGCGCACGUACAGCAGGGCGUCGGUGGGGUUCGAACAGCGGGUCGUUCGCGUGCUUACAAACGGUUGCUGCACUUCAUGAACCGGGCCCUAGACGAAGGGACGAUGGGGUGCCGCUGGUCGACAAAGAAAGAGGCGCGCACUGCUGUUUUCCGGCUGGAAACAAUCCCGGCUGCUGCCCGUGAACAGGACCCGACGAAGGAUUGCUGA